AUGCCGUUGUUGGAACGUGUUUCAAGAGCUAUAGAUCAGCAUGGUUUGAUCCCCAAACUGGUGAGGCAGCUGCCACGUUUCACCAUGUUGCUGGCGAUUCUGGGUGUCUCAUGGUUGUUCGUGUUGCCCCUCCAUGGCCAAUACAGAAUCACAUAUAUAUCCGAAAACGCGUUGAUGCCGUCUCAGGCAUACUCUUUUUUCAGAGAAAGCGAAUGGAACAUAGUGAGGGGCUACAGGGAGGAGGUUGUACGCGCCUUUGAGGAGCAGGAUAUGACUGGAAAAAACGAAUUGAUGACUACGUGGUUAGACAACAUAGGCUACAAGGUGGCCACUCACGAAAUAAAUAGCAACGAAUCUGUUGUGUAUGGAAUUUUCCAUGCUCCUAGAGGUGAUGAUACUGAGGCCAUGGUGCUGGUUGCUCCGUGGUUUACGUUUGAUGGUGAACAGAACGCCGGUGGUGUGGCUCUGACCAUAGCCUUGGCUCGGUACUUUUACCGCAUGUCCAUUUGGUCCAAAAACAUCAUUGUCGUUUUCCCUAAAAACGGCCAAUUGUCGUUGAGGUCAUGGGUAGAGGCUUACCAUACUUCUCUGGACAAGACGGCUGGAAGCAUAGAAUCUGCUGUUGUGCUGGAAUACCCUUCCGACGCGGACCAUCUCGAUUACAUUGAGUUGAACUACGCCGGUGUGAAUGGCCAAUUGCCAAACCUGGACUUGGUGAAUUGUGCUGUGUUCAUAAGUGAGCACGAAGGUUUCAAAGUCUCUUUGCAACAGACCCCAAAGGGCCAGCUAUGGGCAAGGGACUAUGGAUCUCGACUUACUGUCCUGUUGAAAAGCAUUUUUGAGCUGUCCAUGACGGGUUUGCUUAAAGGUGGAGGGAACGGAUGUGAGGCCUUCAGUGGCUGGAAUAUUCAGGCAAUCUCUCUGAGAGCCAAGAAAGGUGCAGACUCACACGACAUCACCACCUUUGGUAGAGUGGUCGAAGCGAUCUUCAGAUCCGUCAACAAUCUCCUGGAGAAGUUCCACCAAUCCUUCUUUUUUUACCUGAUGCUUGCUCCUAGAAAUUUUGUUUCGAUAGGUACCUAUCUGCCGUCUGCUGUGUUGAUCUCGGUUGGUUAUGCUCUGGCGUCGCUUUCUGCGAUUUUAACCAACAACAACAGAAACAACGAUCUCUCACAGACACUGAGACUGAGGUCUCCAAAUAUUGACCCAAUACCGCUGUGUGUUGGGUUUGCCAUAUUCUUCCUGAUCUUCACGAUUUCGACAAUCUUCGGCGUGAGCAUGAUGUACGUGGCUGAGAGAUACCCAUACGAUAACGAUAAUGUUGAUGGUUACAGAAAGCUGACUUUCACUGUCAUCUUCUCGGGGGUGUUCUUUUCAUUCUACGCUUCAUUGGCACCCAGUUUGAGUCUGUCGAAGGAGACUGAUGAUCACAAAAAGUUCAAAGCACAGGUGGUCAGGACCUUGAAUGCGUUGGCUCUAUUUUUCUUGACUGUAGUGUUGAUCGGGCUUCUGGUGGUUCAUUUUGCACUCAGUUUCACCAUUGGGGUGUGUGCUUUGCCGUUGGCAUUCAUUAGCUAUGGCCCUCAAAGCUCACAGAGCAGAGCAAAGUUGAUCAACUCAGCCCUACUGCUGAUAUCGUGUCCUUGGUCCACCAUCCUUGCUGCGGGUGUUUUGUCAUCUGUCGGAUUCGAUCUCGACAUGGUACGCAACAUAGCCCAAAAUUUUCAUCUUGGAACCGCGCGAGAGAUUGUGAGCGCAUUGCACUUUCCCUCCAGUCUGGAUUAUGCCGAAUGGCAAUACCUUCUGGAUGGGCCCACCGAAAUCUUCGUCGGACUAAUUUCUGCUUAUAAACACUUCCAGAGCUGGACUUGGCUGGCAAUUUGCUACGGCUGGUUCACCACAUGGUUGUGUCUAUGGGCGAUUUCGAUAUCGGAUGUCACCUAUGGUGAAGAGAUAACGGAACUUGAGGCGAAGCCUGCUAAAUGA
Messenger RNA from Kuraishia capsulata CBS 1993, 1986 nucleotides. RefSeq lists its product as uncharacterized. Gene Ontology annotation, biological process: attachment of GPI anchor to protein. Bases 1 to 1986 code for a protein of 661 amino acids. The record is from RefSeq and is a predicted model, not a curated record. Gene Ontology annotation, cellular component: GPI-anchor transamidase complex; membrane. The transcript has a single exon. Lineage: Eukaryota; Fungi; Ascomycota; Pichiomycetes; Pichiales; Pichiaceae.